CGUUGCAAGAUGACCACCGGCUGACCAAGGAGAAGGGAGAAAUUCAGCAUGCGUUACACCCGAAUGUUUCACGAACAACGGGAACGUGCAUAGCUGGGCCUGAAGAUGGCAGGCGGAACGUCAUGUUUAUGCUUGUAACCGCGCGACUUCCGCACUCCGACUCCUUUAUCACCGCCACCCGCCUCCACGCCCGACCCAGCCGACUCCAGCUCAUCGCGACACCGAUUCCCCUCUCCCCCACCCACGCCAAUCUACAACUAUAUUAACGAUAUCAUUUUGCUGCUUUACAACCGCCAUUGGGCCACUACUUCGUAAUGAAAUACAUCGAACGCCCCGAACUCGCGCGCCUCGCACAGGCGCUCACCCACGAGGGUCCGGAAUGCUCUGUACACACUCGCAUAGAGGCCUACAGCUGCAAGAAUAUCAAGCGCGAUAAGAAGCUGUUCCGCACACUGGAGAACGCAUACAAUGACGAGGUGUCCAACUCUCCACCCGUGCCAUCAUACAUCGCGCUCGAGCGAGAGGCCGAGAUGACACCAUUCGGACCGAUGCAGGAGCACAACGCCCGCAAGACCCUCUAUCUCCUUAUCGCGACACUCAAUAUCGCAUUCCCAGACCACGAGUUCUCAGACGUACGCCCGUCGCAGUUCAGCCGCGAGGAGAGCGGCGCCGGCGUGCUUACGGCGCUCAGUACCACCCUCGUGUCACCACAUCGCGCAGGGCUGCAAGCUCCCCGCACCUAUUCUGCAUACCCACCUGCUUCGUCUGAAUUCUUCCCUUCAUCUGUACCUUCCUCUUCUUCACCCAUGAACUACAUCCGACCCAGCCCCUUCACCCCUUCUAAGGUCGUCUCCGGCACCCAUCCCACACUCUAUCGGGUACUCGACGACGCAAUUGGCUUGUCCGAUUGCGAGGUCUACUCGUAUAAUCCGGACAUCGAGUUCGAUCCUCACGCCAACGACUACUCGGAUGACGAGGACGACGUUGCAUCCGUCGGAGACGAGGACUCUUCCACGGACGAGGACGAGCUGACAUUCGAGUUUGACGACUAUGAUGUGGACGAGCUGCCGCGCCGCCCGACGUGGAAGAACUCAGCAGGCUCGGGCCAGACUGUCUUAAGUGACGAGUAUGAAGAGAGUCCGAUCCGAACGUCUUCUCCGAACUAUAUUCGCAUGAAGCGGAGAGGCGCAUUGCUGUGGAGUUCGCAUUGGUUCUUCUUGAACAGGAAGCUGAAGCGGAUAUUGUUCAUCACUGUUUGGGCGAGGUCGAAGGGUGUCCAUUCGUACAUGGAUGAGGAUAUGCUGGCACCGAGGGAGAAGAUCCGCGGCGAGAGGUUCCUUGGAUGGGAGGGCGCUGUGGGUACUGGAGCGAGAGCGUUGGGCAUUGCUGCGUCGGUUUAAGAAUACGCAGACAUGUCAUCGGCACAUACCUUUAACCUGCUUGCUACUUUAUGAUUUAUGGACUCGGACCACUAACGCCUAUAUAUGCGGCUCCUCUUCUCCUCGUAUCGUAUUGUACCAGUUACCCAUUGCCAGGUCCUGGCAGAUUUACGAUGUGUACGAUAGCUUGCGAAUCUCAUCAUGUACCAUCGGCCUCCCAUUUUUUUUGUAUAUAGCACCGUAUUGCUCGAUAUAAUGGCAGGAUGGGCCUCUUUGCAGACUGACUGGACA
Laetiporus sulphureus 93-53 is the source of this 1670-nucleotide messenger RNA. Its product is annotated as Maf1-domain-containing protein. Gene Ontology annotation, biological process: negative regulation of transcription by RNA polymerase III. Gene Ontology annotation, molecular function: RNA polymerase III core binding. Lineage: Eukaryota; Fungi; Basidiomycota; Agaricomycetes; Polyporales; Laetiporaceae. The coding region runs from base 315 to 1400 and encodes 361 amino acids. Gene Ontology annotation, cellular component: nucleus. The transcript has 2 exons. The record is from RefSeq and is a predicted model, not a curated record.